Messenger RNA from Anolis carolinensis (green anole), 3375 nucleotides. Its product is annotated as ribosome-binding protein 1. The transcript has a single exon. Bases 1 to 1497 code for a protein of 498 amino acids. The record is from RefSeq and is a predicted model, not a curated record. Lineage: Eukaryota; Metazoa; Chordata; Lepidosauria; Squamata; Anolidae.
AUGGGAUGGAAAGGAAAGGAGAGAAAAGGGAAGGAAAGGCAAAGCAAGGCAAGGCAAGGCAAGGCAUGGAAAGACAAGGCAAGGAUAGGAAAGGCAUGGAAAGGAAAAGAAAAGCAAGGAAAGGCAAAGGAAAGGAAAGCAAGGCAGGGAAAGACCAGGCAAGGAUGGGAAAGGCAUGGAAAGGAAAAGAAAAGCAAGGAAAUGCAAAGGAAAGGAAAGAAAAGGCAAGAAGGGCAUGGAAAGGUAAUGCAAAGCAAAGCAAAGCAAAGGAAGGCAAGGCAUGGAAAGGAGAGGAAAGGAAAAGAAAGGAAGGGCAUGGAGAGGAAAGGAAAGGGAAUGCAAAGUACGGCAAGGCAAGGCAUGGAAAGGCAUGGAAAGGAAAGGAAAGGAUGGGAAAGGCAUGGAAAGGAAAGGAAAGGAAAGGCAAGAAGGGCAUGGAAAGGUAAUGCAAGGCAAAGCAAAGCAAGGCAAGGCAAGAAGGCAAGGCAUGGAAAGGAGAGAAAAGGCAAGGAAGGGCAUGGAGAGGAAAGGAAAGGGAAGGCAAAGCACGGCAAGGCAAGGCAUGGAAAGGAAAGGAAAGGAUGGGAAAGGCAUGGAAAGGAAAGGAAAGGAAAGGCAAGAAGGGCAUGGAAAGGUAAUGCAAGGCAAAGCAAAGCAAGGCAAGGCAAGAAGGCAAGGCAUGGAAAGGAGAGAAAAGGCAAGGAAGGGCAUGGAGAGGAAAGGAAAGGGAAGGCAAAGCACGGCAAGGCAAGGCAUGGAAAGGAAAGGAAAGGAUGGGAAAGGCAUGGAAAGGAAAGGAAAGGAAAGGCAAGAAGGGCAUGGAAAGGUAAUGCAAGGCAAAGCAAAGCAAGGCAAGGCAAGAAGGCAAGGCAUGGAAAGGAGAGAAAAGGCAAGGAAGGGCAUGGAGAGGAAAGGAAAGGGAAGGCAAAGCACGGCAAGGCAAGGCAUGGAAAGGCAUGGAAAGGAAAGGAAAAGCAAGGCAGGGAAAGACCAGGCAAGGAUGGGAAAGGCAUGGAAAGGAAAAGAAAAGCAAGGAAAGGCAAAGGAAAGGAAAGCAAGGCAGGGAAAGACCAGGCAAGGAUGGGAAAGGCAUGGAAAGGAAAGGAAAAGCAAGGCAAGGCAAGGCAAGGAAAGAAAAGGCAAGAAGGGCAUGGAAAGGUAAUGCAAGGCAAAGCAAAGCAAGGCAUGGGAUGGAAAGGAAAGGAGAGAAAAGGGAAGGAAAGGCAAAGCAAGGCAAGGCAUGGAAAGACAAGGCAAGGAAAGGAAAGAAAAGGAUGGGAAAGGCAUGGAGAGGAAAGGAAAGGGAAGGCAAAGCAUGGCAAGGCAAGGCAUGGAAAGGCAUGGAAAGGAAAGGAAAGGAUGGGAAAGGCAUGGAAAGGAAAGGAAAAGCAAGGCAGGGAAAGACCAGGCAAGGAUGGGAAAGGCAUGGAAAGGAAAGGAAAGAAAAGGAAAAGGCAAGGAAAGGAAAGGAAAGGCAAGAAGGGCAUGGAAAGGUAAUGCAAGGCAAGGCAAAGCAAAGCAAAGCAAGGCAAGGCAAGGCAUGGAAAAGCAAGGCAUGGAAAGGAGAGGAAAGGAAAGGGAAGGCAAAGCACGGCAAGGCAAGGCAUGGAAAGGAAAGGAAAAGAAAGGAAAGGAAAGGAAAGGAAGAACAAGAACAAGAAAGGCAAGGUAAUGAAAGGCAAAGCAAAGCAAGGCAUGGAAAGGAGAGAAAAGGAAAUGCAAAGCAAAGCAAAGCAAGACUAAGGCAAGGAUAGGAAAGUCAUGGGACGGGAAGGGAAGGGAAGGCUUGGAAAGGAGAGAAAAGGGAAGGCAUAGAAAGGCAAGGCAAGGAUAGGAACGGAAAGGUAAAGAUGGGAAAGGCAUGGAAAGGAAAGGAAAGGAAAAGCAAGGAAAGAAAAUUUAUUUAUUUACAGUAUUUAUAUUCCACCCUUCUUUCUCACCCCGAAGGGGACUCAGGGCGGAUUACAAUGAACACAUAUAUGGCAAACAUUCAACGCCAACAGACAAACAACAUAUAUAGACAGACACAGAGGCAUUUAACUUUUUUUCCCCAGCUGCAUGAUUCCGGCCACAGGGGGAGCUGUUGCUUCACCGUCCACUAGUGGCUGUACUUCCUCAUUCCUUUCCUCAUGUUUUGCUGGCAGUUUUAUGGUGUUGUAAAUUAGUUAAAUUAGCCUCCCGCAUAAAGCGUACCUAAAUUUCCCUACUUGACAGAUGCAACUGUCUUUCGGGGCUGCAUAGGUCAACAGCAAGCCGGGCUAUUUCAUGGUCGGGGGCUUUGAACUCAUGACCUCUCGGUCAGUAGUGAUUUAUUGCAGCUGGUUACUCGCCAGCUGCGCCACAGCCCGGCAAGGAAGGGCAUGGAAAGGUAAUGCAAGGCAAAGCAAAACAAAGCAAAGCAAGGCAUGGAAAGGAGAGAAAAGGCAAGGAAGGGAAUGGAAAGGAAAUGCAAAGCAAAGCAAGAAUGGAAAGGCUAAGGCAAGGAUAGGAAAGGCAUGGAAUUGAAAGGAAAGGCAAAGCCGUGUAGUCCAGCAGCAGUCCCAGCAGUCAGGGGCUGAUGGGUUCACUGAUGACUUGGAGUCAGAUGGGAUUGUGGGCUUUCCUGGGAUUCAUUCCGGUGCAGAGCCAGAAAGUGAAACUGUUUGAGGCAGAAAGGCAGGCACAGACGCAGGGCCUGGGAAUGGAAUUGCCUCUGAACCUCAAGGCCGGCCAGCCACGGGAGGUGGGAUCCUCCUCUCCAGAUAAGGAGUCUAGCCCAAUUGAUGUGAACCUCUCAUGGGAACACACCUGGUGACAUUGAGCCAGAAGGCUUGCCUGCAGAUCCGAGCAGAGAGCCAGCUUCGUAGAUCAACACGGCCUCGUAGGAAGCCACAAUUGCAGGGGAGACAUCAUGCUUUCAUGUCUGCUUAUUAGGAGCCGACGGGCUCUUUGCUCUUCAGUUCAGGCAACGUCGCUUUCAAGUUACAGCCAGGCCUGGGUCCUCUAGUUCUUUUCUUGGUUUUAGGAUUCACGUAUUCUGGGAAUUUUUCUGUGUUCAUGUUGUGUAGCCUUGUUCAAGUGUUGCUUAUGGACUGAGGCUGCUUUUGGAUUUUGGGACUAUUCUUGAACUGCCUUGCUUUUGGAUUGACAAGAGACAUUUGACUGCUGACCUUUUGGAUUCUACACCUUAAUUCUGUAUCCCUGCUUUUUUUUACUAUUGUGUGUUUUUACAACAAACUGUUUGCCUUUACUCUGGACUCUUGUGUGGUGCUCUGCUCCACUUGCACAGCCUCUCCCUUAACCCUUUCCUACCCUUUCCUAUGGCACCCAGUUAACAUGGAAAAUUCUCCCUGGGGGAGAAGAGCGGUGUAUAAAUUAAAUAAACAAAUAAACAGA